UUACAAAGCCAUUGACAUUUGCUGACUGUGUCGGUGAUGAGCUCCCUUUAGGAUGGGAAACUGUUUACGAUCAACAGAUUGGAGUUUAUUAUAUGGACCACAUAAAUCAGCUCACACAAAUUGAGGACCCAAGGGAGCAAUGGAGAAGGGAGCAGGAACGCAUGCUAAAAGAAUAUUUAAUAGUUGCCCAGGAGGCACUCAAUGCCAAGAAGGAGAUUUACCAAAUAAAACAGCAGCGUUUUGAACUAGCCCAAGAAGAAUAUCAACAAUUGCACAAAAUGUGUGAGGAUGACAGCCGUUCUUAUGCCAGCUCAUUCUCUGGAUUUUCAACUAAUACCAAGUAUGACCCAUAUCAGAUUAAAGCAGAAAUAGCCAGUCGUCGUGACAGACUUUCUAGGCUAAAACGGGAAUUGGCACAGAUGAAGCAGGAGCUGCAAUAUAAAGAAAAAGGAGUGGAAACUCUGCAAGAGAUUGAUCGUAAGAUGUCAAGUGCUCACACAAAUUACAGACUGGAUGAAGCACAAGCUAUAAUGAGUGAGCUUCGAACCAUAAAGAAAGCUAUAUGCACAGGUGAAAAAGAAAGGCAGGACCUUAUGCAGAGCCUGGCCAAGUUAACAGAUGGAUUCAGGAAUAGCUGCUGUAUUACAGAUUCCCUGCAGGAUCUCCAGCACAAUUCUGGUUCUCUCAGUGACUCCUGUUUACCUCAACAACACUGUGAUGCUUGUUCUCAGACUGACAUCACUGGAGAGUUUGGGUUUGAUGACAAAACAAGACUUGUAGACAAAGUUAGACUGAACUGGCAAUAUGAAGAGGCCAAGAAAAGAGUUUCAAAUAUACAACAGCAGCUGGCCUUGCUAGACAAUGAAUCUUGGCCAGGAAUGGCUGAAGCGGACAGGGACCGUCUUCAGCUCAUCAAAGAGAAGGAGGCUCUUCUUCAGGAGUUGCAGCUCAUCAGUCAACAAAGGCGAUCCCCAGAAGACAUUGCACGUUUGGAGGAAGAGAAAAGACGCUUGGAGGAUGAAAUUCAACGGGCUCGAGCAACAUCUGCUCAUGGGGCCACUGAAAGGAUACUGUUACAGGAAAAGAGAAAUUGUUUGCUUAUGCAACUAGAAGAAGCUACACGUUUAACCUCGUAUUUACACUCCCAGUUAAAAAGUCUGUCGGCUAGCACCCUCACAAUGUCGUCUGGCAGCAGCAGGGGAUCCUUGGCCUCCAGUCGAGGAUCCUUGGCCUCCAGCAGAGGCUCCCUCAGCUCAGUCAGCUUUACGGACAUCUAUGGCCUUCCGCAGUAUGACAAAUCAGACAGUGUUACAGACUACGGGCAGCAUUUACGCUUUGACAUCAUUCCUUUUGAGUCUCUCACAAAGGAUGUACCAUAUGCUGAUCCCACUGGACACUCGAAUUUCAAUAAGCAGCGGAGGUCUCUGGAUACUCCACAGUCCCUGGCAUCCCUGUCAUCACGGUCCUCCUUGUCAUCAUUGUCCCCUCCAAGCUCGCCCCUUGAUACCCCAUUUCUCUCUGCAUCUCGAGAUUCUCCCUUGGCUCAGAUGUCAGAAGGCUUUGAGGAGAUGGCAAGCAUAGGAGCCCUGGAAAUGCUCAGGCCUCAGACCGCAGCGCUAGGUGACGAUGAUACACAAGGAACAAGCUCAUCUCAGACAUCCACUUACCCUGUGGACAAUGAAGGACUGCGAGAAUUGGGACCACAGCUGGCUGCUGUCCAAACAGGUGGAGCUGUAACUCUGCGUGGUGACAGUGGUAGAAGAUUGGAGAGGAGAGCCAGGCGAGUUUCAGCAUGUCUCUCAGAUCAUUCACUGGCUAGUGACAGUGGCGUGUUUGAAGCUUUAAGCAAAAGGAACGAAGAUCUGGAAGAGCCUGUUUAUGGUGAUGCUGCCAGUAAUGAAGAACCACAAAUACAUGUUGGAUUUCUGCAUGACAGUGGAAACGAGUGUCUAUUAGUCCACGUAUUACAGCUGAAGAACUUUACUAGUCUAGUUGUUAAAGAAAACUGCAAAAUAUUACAUAAACUCUUGGAAAUGAUUAGCAAAAUGAAUAGAGGUAUCUGUCCUGCAGUGUAUGUUUCUCUUGUGGUCAGUGCUUUUUGUUGUUUACAGGGCAUUGCUCAGAUAAACCUGACUGAUGCAGAGAGUUCUGGUGAGAUGCAGCUUCACUGGUAUACCAUUCAGAUCUUCGCUGGUUCAGACCCCCAAAAAGCAAAGAACAAAAACCAGUGUGAAGAAAGUAUUCCCCGGUCUUCUGGAAAUGUAACUAUAGUUAAAACAGAUGCAGUGACAGCCCUGUUAGCUAGGACCACCGCCCAGCUGGAAGCAGUUGAGAGAGAGCUGGCAGAAGAGAGAGUGAAACUGGAGUACACAGAGGAGGAAAUCCUGGAGAUGGAAAGAAAGGAAGAUCAGGCAGAAGCCAUAUCAGAAAGGAGUUGGCAAGCAGAAUCUGUUGACAGUGGAUGCAGUAAUUGCACACAGACUAGUCCUCCUUAUCCAGAGCCAUUUUGCGGGGAUUCAUUAGCUGGACACAUGUUUGCAACUCAAGCAGGCCAGUACAGUUCUGGAAAAAUGCAGCCUCCGCCACUAAAGGUGGAUAAGGAAACUAACACUGAGGAUCUGUUUCCUGAAGAAGUUGCUACUCUUCCAAAAGAGAGAACUAGCCGCAGGCCACGGGGUUCUGCUUUUGUUCGCAGUAGCACUAUUGUUCGUUCCCAGACCUUCUCUCCUGGAGCACGAAGUCAAUAUGUUUGCAGACUGUAUCGGAGUGACAGUGACAGUUCAACUCUGCCAAGGAAGUCCCCUUUUGUCCGGAAUACAUUGGAGAGGCGUACUCUACGGUAUAAGCAGUCCUGCAGAUCAUCUUUGGCUGAGCUAAUGGCAAGGACAUCCUUAGACCUGGAGCUGGAUCUCCAGGCAUCCAGAACUAGACAAAGACAGCUGAACGAGGAGAUAUGUGUUUUAAGAGAGCUGAGACAGCGUCUGGAAGAUGCCAAACUCAGAGGACAGACAGAUCUACCCCACUGGGUCCUUCGGGAUGAGCGAUUCCGAAACUUGUUGAAGGAAGCAGAAAGGCAGACCAGACAGACCAAAUUUGAACAUCACCAAGAGCAAGCAGCUGAAAAGAUGCUAAAGAAAGCGUCAAAAGAAAUAUACCAGUUGCGUGGGCAAAAUCAGAAGGAGCCUAUUCAGGUGCAGACUUUCAGAGAGAAGAUAGCUUUUUUCACAAGACCAAGGAUUAACAUACCUCCUCUGCCAGCUGAUGAUGUAUGACAUGUUGCUUUGUAAACAUGAAGUAUUUAUCGCUUUUAUUUUAAUGAAGUUAUUAGAUUAGCCAUUUCUUUAAAAAAAUUGUGCAAAAGCUAAUAUACACGUUUUGUAAAAAAUAAAAAAAGUAAAAAAAGUAAAAGUAAACAAAAACAUAUAUAUAAAUAUAUAUACAUAUAUAUUUUAUAAUAGCGACUGCAACAAGGCUUGGUUUUUCCUUGUUGUGAAACUGACAUCUCUGAAGACAACUUAUUUUAUAAAAGAUCGACUAUCCUGUUAAGAGCGUGUACAGUUUUUAUGCUGUUUUAUUUGACUUAAAGGCUGGAAGACAGAAACAAAGUGAGUUCAGGCAAAUUCACUGUAGUGUAAUUUAUUUAUAGUGCCUUUUUUCCUUGAAGGAAAAUACCUACUUUAAGAUGUAUUUUAAGACUGAAAUUUUGUUCUUCAGUAUUUGUCAUACAGUAGAAUGGAACUAUUGAGCUGGUUUUGUUUCUGAUACCUGAAAUGAAAAUACUGUGUUCUAAAAUUGUCACUUUUUUCAGCUUUAUUAUCUGUAGCUUAUUAUGUACAUUGUAUCCUUUAGCACUGUCUGUGUUAUAGCAAAAUAUUAUCACCUGCAAUGUGUUUAACACUGAUUAGAAGUGAUGUUAAACAUUGCAGAAUUCAUUUGCAUGUUCUUACUGUGCACUAAUAGAUUGUUUUCAUUUCGGUUGUGUCUAAAGUAUCUUUAUAUUCUUAACUAGAUUCUCAGUUUAAACGGAGGAAGGAAAAGGGUGACAGGUCUUUGUUUUGUUGUUUAAAAAAAAAAAGGAGUUAAAAGAGUAAUGUGAGCUAGCUGUGUGGAAAGACUGCUAAAGGAAUGUUACAUUAAUUCCUACAGUUUCAAAGAUUCUGAUCUGAUUCAGGAAAGUACAUAUGUGCUGAUUUUGGAGAGCAGCUGCAUUAAGUAAGGGUGCUUAAACACAAGUUCAUCCUAAAGGAUGUGUUUUGAGGUUACUGCAUGCAAGUUCUGUUGAAGAGUGACACUUUUCAGGAGGAGGGUGUAUAAUUCUGGAAGGUACAGCUCACUUGAUUGCUAGUUGGACCAGCUAAAAUCCGAAAAGAAAUAAUUUUACUUGUGACCAUUUGUUUUAAUGAAAGACUGUCACCCUAAAUUCCCGAGAAUGCCAGUUUUGUGUCCUUGCAUCCUGCAAGUAUGUAAAAAUACUUCUUUACUAAGCUACUAUAAUAGAGUUUCUCAUAUUUUUUCUAAUUAUACAUUACCUACAAAGAGAGGUGCCCAACACAAGACUGACUUUGCAAAUUGCUGAAAUCUCCUAGAAGGAAGAUCAUGUUGUCUCUUAAUUUAAAGGACAAAUUGGUUCCAGAUUUUUGUAUGCCAGGAAAUGAAAACGAACAGUAGCCAAAAACUAAAGGGACUUAACAGAACCAAUCCAAAUAUUUUCAAAUAUUUUUUAAAUUAAGUGUUCUCUGUGAGUUUCAAGAACUUAUACUCUGUUGUUACCUUGUCAAGGGUCAGGAAAACCUGAAAGUGAAACUGAAUUACUUGUCCAAGCUGAGGCAAAAAAGUAAAGAGGGAAAAAGAUUGUGAACCUAAAUCAUCAAUCAGUGAGAGUAAUUAAUGCAGACAUUUAAUUUUAAGGUAGUGUUCCCUGUUUCCUAGUAUGGCCUAUAAUCAUUACAGGCAUCAAGUGAUUAGAUCAAGUAGGAAUAUAUGUGAAAUUGGAGUAUAGUAUUUAUCAUGCUAACCAGCCUGAAGUCUGUUUUUGCCAGCAAGCUUCAGUGGGUAUAUAUUGGGUUCCUUGGGCACAACUAGACGUAUUCAGAAACUAUGCAGAUAAAAACCAAAUCAUGUAAGAAAUUUUCAGUGUUUGGGCAAAAAAAAAAUCUAGGGACAGCAAGGUUUUCAGUGCUCAUUACUUGAAAAGACCAGUUAGUCGGAAUUUUGUGUCUAGUUUUCAGCGGAGGCCCUUACGUAGUAGUGUUGAUCAAAUGUUACCGUGCAGUGACACUAGAACUAGUUGCUGUAAACUAAGAACAGACAUCACUGGAGCAUCCUGAUUUCAGUAGGACCCGCUCUGAACAGGGGUUGGGGUAGGGACUUCCCUUCCACCCUAAAUGAAUCUGUGACUGUAUAACGAAGGGGCAAUGUCUGGUGGCCUUUUUGUCAGUUGGUGUUUUUAAACAGUGACCGUUGUGAGAUGUCAUCAGCGUAUCUUGUGGGUCCGAGAUUCUGACUGCUGUUAAUGAGUUCUGUCUUGAUGUGGUAAUGAGUUAUCAUAUUCAGUAUUCAUCUCUCUUGUUUUUGUCACAGUUCUGUAUGAUUGUGUCGUUUUUGUAUUAUUUGAAAGUAUUUCUUCUACAAAAUAAAAUAAUUUGCAAUAAACAGCAA
This is a messenger RNA of Athene cunicularia (burrowing owl), 5658 nucleotides long. RefSeq names its product WWC family member 3 (gene WWC3). Gene Ontology annotation, molecular function: molecular adaptor activity; kinase binding. The coding region runs from base 93 to 3272 and encodes 1059 amino acids. Gene Ontology annotation, cellular component: cytoplasm. NCBI's taxonomy places the organism in Eukaryota, Metazoa, Chordata, Aves, Strigiformes, Strigidae. The transcript has 22 exons. Gene Ontology annotation, biological process: regulation of DNA-templated transcription; regulation of hippo signaling; negative regulation of organ growth. The record is from RefSeq and is a predicted model, not a curated record.